Messenger RNA from Calidris pugnax (ruff), 3421 nucleotides. RefSeq names its product transmembrane anterior posterior transformation 1 (gene TAPT1). Gene Ontology annotation, cellular component: endoplasmic reticulum membrane; ciliary basal body. NCBI's taxonomy places the organism in Eukaryota, Metazoa, Chordata, Aves, Charadriiformes, Scolopacidae. The record is from RefSeq and is a predicted model, not a curated record. Gene Ontology annotation, biological process: positive regulation of cilium assembly; maintenance of protein localization in endoplasmic reticulum. The transcript has 14 exons. The coding region runs from base 100 to 1524 and encodes 474 amino acids.
UCGUUGCUGAGAUUCAUCAGCGCUGAGCUAACAAGAGGUUACUUCCUUGAACACAAUGAAGCAAAAUACACAGAGAGGAGAGAGAGAGUAUACACGUGCAUGCGGAUACCAAAAGAACUGGAAAAGUUGAUGUUUUUUGGAAUCUUUUUGUGCCUGGAUGCUUUUCUGUAUGUGUUCACCCUGCUUCCUUUGAGAGUGUUUCUGGCAAUGUUCCGGUUCAUCACGUUGCCUUGCUAUGGCUUACGCUCUCAUCGGGGCCUAACAGCAAGUGAUAGACGUUUGCUACAACCCGCUCAGGUAUGUGACAUUCUCAAAGGAGUUAUAUUGGUCAUCUGCUACUUCAUGAUGCACUAUGUUGACUACUCUAUGAUGUAUCAUCUGAUAAGGGGACAGUCUGUCAUAAAGCUCUACAUCAUCUAUAAUAUGCUUGAGGUGGCUGAUCGUCUCUUUUCUUCAUUUGGACAAGAUAUUUUGGAUGCUCUUUACUGGACAGCUACAGAACCUAAGGAAAGAAAAAGAGCUCACAUAGGUGUGAUUCCUCACUUCUUCAUGGCAGUGCUGUAUGUCUUCCUGCAUGCUAUUCUUAUAAUGGUUCAAGCAACAACCCUUAACGUGGCCUUCAACUCCCACAAUAAAUCACUGCUUACCAUCAUGAUGUCCAAUAAUUUUGUUGAAAUAAAAGGAAGCGUUUUCAAGAAGUUUGAGAAGAACAAUCUUUUUCAAAUGUCCAAUAGCGAUAUUAAAGAGAGGUUCACCAAUUACGUGCUGCUACUAAUUGUAUGUCUAAGAAAUAUGGAACAGUUCUCAUGGAAUCCAGAUCAUCUUUGGGUGUUAUUCCCGGAUGUUUGCAUGGUGGUUGCUUCAGAAAUUGCGGUGGAUAUUGUGAAACAUGCCUUUAUAACAAAAUUCAAUGACAUCACAGCAGAUGUCUACAGUGAAUAUAGAGCCAGUCUUGCAUUUGACCUUGUUAGCAGUCGACAGAAAAAUGCAUAUACAGAUUAUAGUGAUUCGGUUUCCAGAAGAAUGGGUUUCAUUCCUCUUCCGUUGGCUGUUUUACUCAUCAGAGUUGUAACAAGCUCAAUAAAAGUACAAGGAGUCUUAGCUUAUGUAUGUGUCGUGCUGUUCUACUGCGGGUUAAUAUCUCUGAAAGUCCUUAACAGUAUUGUAUUGCUGGGGAAAUCAUGUCAAUAUGUAAAGGAGGCAAAAAUGGAGGAGAAAUUAUUCAAUCCUGUUGUGACUGCCACCCCAGGGAAGCCAGCUGGCAAACAGCAAAGCAUGUUUAAAUCUACCCAAGGAAUUUCCACAGAUGAAAAUGGAUCUACAUCAGUUACCAAUCAGCCUGUGCAUCAGAAGGAGAACACGCCUUCUUUACUUGUAACGAGCAAUUCUGAUCAAUUUCUGACAACUCCUGAUGGAGAAGAAAAAGAUAUAAGCCAAGACAGUUCAGAAUUAAAACACAGGUCUUCAAAGAAAGACUUGUUGGAGAUAGACAGGUUUACUAUUUGUGGAAACAGAAUUGACUAAGUUUUUUUUUUUUUUUUUUUAAAUCAAUGUGCUAAGGAUACUGAGCUGUUGGGACAGCAGAUGCUACCGGAAUGGACAGUUGCCAAAAAAGGCACAUAAAUAUUUAUUUAAAAACUUAAAUUAUUAAUGGCAAAAAAAAAGAUAUUAAUUUCUUUCUACACGUAACUUGGCUUGGUAUCUGGUCAGGUCAAGUGAGUGAUCUUUAACUUGCCUCUUGGAAAAUGUGGUGGAUCGUGAGUCUCUAGCCUGGUGGCAGAGCUGCAGUAUCACUUUUCUGGAAAAUAGACUGGAAAAAAAGCAUAAUCCUGUUCCGCGUUACAAAACCAUGCUUCCAGAACAUACUCCUCCUCGUGAAGGCUCCUCCGGUGUAAGGAUAUUCCUGGAAAUGUAUGACAACUUGAGCGGAAGCUUGUCUUUCCAGUUACCUUGUUUUAUUAAACAUCCGCAAGCAGAAUUCAAAACUUGUGCUUAUCUCAACAAACGCAUAAAGCAUUGGUACAUACAACAGUAAGUCAAGAUAGUUAUUCUUGUCAACAAAAAUCUUUUCAAAAUGUAUCUCGAAAAUCUUGUAAUCGGAAUAAAAUUUUGCCUUUAAAUGAAAGACUUACUGCAUACUAUUUUAUCUAAAUACUAAACGCCAAGGAAAGAGCACGAUAAUGAAGGUUCUGCUUAACUGGGCAAAUAUGAAGCGUAUGCAUUUUGUGUGUUGUGUGUCCUGCAAGGCAAAUUAUUUAUAAAAUUAUUUUUAAAAGCUGAGGAUAUUUUGUUGCUGUAGGGAAAAAUCAUAAAGAGGCACAUCUAUAUGUUGAGGAAAAGGCAGUGAUAACUGCAGCAAUCAUUGUGUUGGAACUGUAUGUAUGGCAUUAACGCAACAGAAAAGAAUAUUAUGCUGCAUUUUAGGUUUUACUGUGAUAAGAAUGACAUCUGUGUAUUAACAUGCCUAUAAAAGCUCAUUACUGAUGAUCAAAUCAGAAUUAUCCAUUUUAAUUGAUUGGUUUUAGCCAAACUUAAGUAGAAAGACUAGAUCUAUAAAGAGCAUUUAAGCAUUAUAGUGCGUCUUAAUUUCUGGUGUGAGAUGCCGUUGUGGGAGAAUUGAUGAAGGAUGGUUUGGAAUCCUCAGACCAAGAAUGGAAUAAAUUUGAGCUCAAAGCUGAAGACUUAGAUCAGAAGAGACCCUUUAAUGAUAAAUUCUUCAUGUAUUGUUGCUAAAGCACAGCAUGAACUUCAAAUGCCUUUCAGAUAUUUAAGAAAGCACCGGUUCCAAUUUCCAAGGGAAGGUGUCAUAAAAGUACUUCAGUGCUGAACAAAUGAAGGCAAAAUUUGCUCUUUGCUGAUUUCAUGAUUUGUCAGGGUGGGAAAGCCAAAGUUCUUUUGCUGAAAGUUUAAUGUAUACGCUAAUUCCUGGACCUUGCAGGACUACAGUAAUACAGCCAACGGAGACAGUUGGACAGAGCUCUCGUGUCUUUGAGCAGCCUUUGGUGAUGAGGUCACUUUGCCGUGCAGGUUAGUGUGGUCUGCUCUGGUGGGGACUUCUUGCUGCAGUCCUACAGCCUCUCCUCUCCCGUCAGGAGCAGCCGGAGCAACGGCCAAAACCUGUGGUGACUGUUCAGGGAUGAUACUAAAAAGAAGAGGACUUGUGCUGGGGAAAAAAUCUGAAAUUCCUUAAUUUUUGAUGUAUUUUCUACUAAUUGGAGAUGUUCACACAUUGAAAUUCAGAUUAUCUGUCAAUUUGGUGUAUCUUAUUUUUGAAUUAUUUAGCAGUUGCUAAAGAAAGCUUGGAAUUGCUUUCAUUAUUUUUUUUUUUCUGUUGGAUGACAUUCUGUAUCAAUUUUAUAAGUGCAUCUUGUGUGAAACUCAAUAAAAUUCAAUUUUGUAAUAUUUGUUUAAAAAAGGAAAA